UCUGGUGUAGAUGGGCGUGACUAGAAAGGAGAAUAACUUGUUGUCGAUAACGCUAAGAAAACAAGCGAAGGCAAGGGAGUUGUACUUACUUCUCACCGAAGAGAUGGCCCGCAACAUAAUGUGGUUGCCCACGGAUCAUUCUGCUUUAGUUCACUGAUAGAUGAUGGUGUUAUUUUCAUCGGCGUUGCAACUAAAUCGCUAAUGGGAAAAGGGGUAUAAUCGCAGCGAUUCUGCAUUGACAAAAAAACGACGAUCUGCAAAAAGUUGGGACUGGCAAAUAAAACCACUGAUCGGUUACUCAUAACAGAAAAAAAGUUCAGUCAAGAUGAAUAAAUAGCUGCCCUUCGGGAGCCCUUGCACAGAGUCAGCUACUGCGCAGUAAUCACUCUAUAUAAAAGAAAGCUCCCUUCAGAUAAACAAAGCAAGGUACAAAGCAAAAGGUUGAUGCAAAUUACUGCAGUGCCAUGCAUAAACUAUAUACAAUUCUGUUUACAAUUUUGGGUGUACAGAAUCAUAUGGAGAUAUAUGAUCUUCAUUGUAUUUUAUGAGAAGACAUACCCAGUAGGAAGUUGCAAGCUGUUUCUUGCAUAGAAUUUAAUUAGAAACAGAAGCAUAGCUUUGAAAGAGACACAUUUGAUGUGUACUGUUAUCCGAGAAAGACACAUCAUACAGGUGAAGAAUACGAGAAGAUGUGCUGGUCAGAGCUACCAGAUGUCCUACUGGAGGAGGUAUACUCCAAACUGACAUACAAACAGCGCUACUAUUGCUCCAUGGUCUGUCGCCAUUGGUAUGACCUCUUUUAUUCAUCUAAAGUAUGGGAGCAUUUUGUACUGGGAGAGAGAACCCUCACAAGAAGACGCAUGCGCCCAUAUCGCAAUUCCUACAUGUACACCCUCAGCCAGUACAAAGCCAAGAUGUGUUUGGAUAGAGUUGGGGAAUUUUUCAAAAAGAUAACUAUCAAACCCAUAUCAGACUAUUACAAUUUGUAUGCCUUCAUGACAGUGUUGUCAGCAUUUUUGGAGUUCUAUGAGGAGUAUCCUAUGCCACUUCUCCAUGGCUUUCAUUUUAACUUCGGUUGUGAAAACCGCGGUUUCUCAGGCAUAACUGUGCACGGAACUGGAGGGAAGAUUCUAGAAGAGUUGAAAAGGUUGCUGGGUAACAUGAAAAAUCUGGAAGAAUUGACCCUGAAUCAAUUACUACUAGACAAAAAAGAGGCGCCAGGGCUCUUAGAAAGCGUUCUUGAAAACUGUGCAGAGACUCUGAAGGUUCUGGAAAUAGUGAAUUGCACCAAAGGAUCAUACCCAAUGUUUUAUGCAGGGAUGUUCAUGUCUUUACAGAAGCUCAUCAUCAGUCCACAGCACCUGAGUAGUGAUGUGAUAGCCAUGCUGGCCAGCACUUCUCUGACAGACAUUCAUAUUGUACAAGACCGGCAUACAGAUGGUGUGGCCCCCAUAAACAGCCAGACUUGGUUUGAGGUCAAGCAGAUGUCUCCUCGCCUGCAGGUGCGACUUGAGGCACGUGGUGGGACGCGUGAGGAAAUCCUUUUCCAACCUCGCGCACCCGUGACCUCCAUCGUCUAUGAUUCACCAUAUCUGAAAAUGACCCCAGAUGCAGUCAUGAUGAUCACAGACCAUUACCGAAAAACAUUGAGGUUAUACGCCCAGAAGGGGCUGCCCAGAACUCAUGGCUCCAGAUCCUUCCACGAACGCUGCGAUGGCCUUGUGCUGAUGCUGGUCAGACAGUGCCCUGAACUGAGGGUGCUCAUAAUUCGGGAGAGGAUCUCAUCCAUGACGCUGCUCCUGGUGGCUUCACAGGCAAAGAAGUUGCAAAAGCUCUAUGUCCGGCAGAAUGCAGUUCUCAAGAAAACUGAUUGGCCGAAAACUCUUGAAUGGUCUGAUGAGUAUUAUGCCGAUUUGAAAAAGAAAUCUCAGUCAUAUGAACUGUUGCAGAAGGAAAUUUCCAGGUGCAUGGGAUAUCCUUGGAAACUUCUUACUGAUAAGGAGUUUGAAAAGUUGAAGAUUUAAGACAGCAGCAUUUGUUGAAAUUUGCCUCAAGAGGAUUGUUGAAUGCAAUGGAUACAUAGUCAUGUUAUUGCGCACACAUUUAAAAUGAAACACUUGUCAU
Molecule: messenger RNA, 2124 nt
Organism: Lingula anatina
Lineage: Eukaryota; Metazoa; Brachiopoda; Lingulata; Lingulida; Lingulidae
Molecular function (GO): protein binding
Source: RefSeq, a predicted model, not a curated record